CUAUUCCCAGCAAUCUGGUAUGAGAAAAGCCACACCUGGUGUAAUUCUCACCCUUCUGCAACUCUUUCAAGUAGAGGGGCCCUCUCAGGUCUGGACUUGGAAACUCAAGAAGGCAAUGAGGUAUCCCUUUCUGAAUUCCAGUGGGACUAUCCUGGAGAAUAUUAGAGAUCUGCUUCUGAAAGCUAUCCAUGCUCAGACUCCAGCUGUUGAUUGUGAACUUGAACUUUUGAAGUCCUGAAAUUUAAGAUAUGUGAUGGCAAAUUGAUCACUCUUGAGCUUACUAUGCAGGGGAUUCAGACACAGGAGAAAAAAGUUCCUGUUGUUAAGGAAUUAUUAUACACAUCUACCAAAGGAAGCCGAGAAUGUAACAGACUAAGUCUGAAAAGGCAACUGUGCCACGAGCUACCAUUGGAAGGAGCUGUCUGCAGCUCUCGGUGCUCUACUGAGCAUGUCCCAGAGGAGCCCUGUGCUAGCAGCACAUUAUGCAAAAAGGCAGCUCGAGCAGCUGGGAGAGAGGCAGAGCAAGCCUUUGCUCCACUUGCAUCACCGCCGCUUGAAAACAAGCCUGGAUUACUCGAGAGGUCCUUGCUGCCAGGCCAGCUGAAUGAAGCCGAGCGGCAUGGCUUGAUUUCUGAUGCUGCAGGAUUGCUGAACAACAUGGGGAACCAAGAUGGGAAGCUAAAGAGGAAUGCAGGUGAUGUGCAUGAAGGAGGCGAAGAUGCUUCUGGGCCCAGGGAUGCGGAAGGCACAAAGAAGGGAGCAGGAAGCAAAAAGGGACUGGGGAGGCAUGGCAAAGGGAGUGAAUCUGGCAAAAAGAAGGGGAAGUCUGAGUCCAGAGCAUCCGUCUUUUCCAAUCUGAGGAUCAGAAAAAAUCUGUCCAAGGCUAAAGAUGGAAACAGCAGCUCGAGAGAGGAUGUUUUAGAAAUCCAGGCCUUGCAAACAGGGGAGCUGGACAGCGCUCAUUCGAUUCUCACCCAAACUCCUGAUAUAAGCAUUUCUGCAGAUGAGGGGGGGCUCUCAGACACAGAUGUGGAGCAUUUUGAAAAUACGAAUGCAGCUCGCCCUGCUGCUGCUGAACCGCAGGAUGGACAAAGGACCAGCUCUGGCUCAGAUACGGAUAUAUACAGUUUCCAUUCAGCCACAGAACAAGAGGAUUUGCUUUCUGAUAUCCAGCAGGCUAUUAGACUGCAACUGCAGCAGCAGCAGCAGGGGGCAAUUAACAUUGGAACUGAGCAGCAUGGCACCAAAACAAUGGACCUACACAUGGCUAAUUCUCAAGCAACCCCCUUCGAUUUUGAAAGGUUUCUUUCACUAAGCAGCGACAAAGACAGCAGUCCAGAUACUGAGCAGCCUGUCUCAGCAAAAUCGGAAAUUACAGACUACGCUCCCAUCUGUGAUACCAAAAGUGAAGCGAAAGAAGUGGCAAAUGAAAGGGGGUAUCCCUGUAGCAGUGUAUUUGAUAUACAAGAAGACAAGCAAUUGUCAGAGGAACAGGAGCAACCUGCUGGUGAACUAAAAGAUUUACCCCCGUUAAAUGCUGCAGUGACAGAAAACGGGGCUCUGCUAGGCAGUUCUGUGUUUAAUUUUCCAUCCCCAGUAGGAGAAUCAGAGACUGAAGUAAUAGCUGCUGAAUUUGAAGGUUCAGGAGAGGGUGGUAUUGUAGAUGCAGGGCACGAUCAGGUUGAUGGAGCCAAAGAAAGGAAAUGGAGUAUGUCCGCCAGCAGAGAGUCACUGGAUGCUGAGCUUUCUGCUGAAAUUAAAAAAAGUACUUUUUCCUCUGAGGAUGUCUCAAACAGUCCUGUGCAGAGUUCCAAAUGUUUUAAGCCCUAUCCACUUAUCAACCCAUGCUACAUCAAAACCACCACUAGGCAGCUGAGUUCUCCAAACCACUCACCUUCUCUAUCCCCAUCCCAGAGCCCACUUUUUAAAAGAAGACGAGAGUCCUCUCGAUUGAAGGAGAGUGCACCAACCAAGAAACAGAGGUCGGCCAGUUUGGCUGGUACAUUUAGUCGAUCAGCAGACUGGACAGAUGAAAUUUUGGAUCAUAGAGGUGAAACAGCUCAAAAGUCAGGCUCUGCAGACUUCUUGGAGUAUAGGCAGAGUAGAGAUGGUUUUCAAGGAGAGAGAGUGCCUUUGACUCACUCAAGAAAGUCCUCAGGGAUGUCUGCUUCUGCUGAUGCUUUCCCCAAUGUUUUCAGAGGGCGAACUCUGCUGGAAAAGCUGUCCAGCCAGCAGGAGAAUGCACCACAAGAAGAAGCAGAGAAGCUUUGUUCUUGGAUUAUUGCGAUGGGUCUUCUGCUCCCUUUCAGCGAUUGCUUCAGAGAGCCAUGUAGUCAAAGUGCACAACAAAGUGCACCAACCUUUGAUCAAGACCAGCUGUAUACCUGGGCUGCAGUCAACCAACCCACUUAUUCAUCAGAUUACAUUGAAGGAAAGUUUCCAAGGAGAAUUCCAUCAGUGUGGCCACCACCAAAGCCUCCAGAUGAAGAACACAGAGUGAAACAUAUAGAAAAAGAAUGUGAAACUGCUGCAGCAAUAAAGACAGACCAUGGAGAAGAUGUUCAGCAGGUACAGGAAGAUGUUGCUAUGAAAUCAGAAGAGCAUGCAAAUAAAAUUCAGUGGCUUGAACAGACCAUACAAGAUCUGAAAACAAAAAUUGCAGAACUCGAGAAUCAGUUUCCAGGAACAGAGGUGCCGGUUUCCAGUAGAGGUCAGUGGAAUGAGAGCAGACAGCCAAAUUGUGAAGCACUCUCUAAUACAGCUCUUCAAGAACAUGAAUUGUGUGCCCUGUCUAAAACUAUAACUGUAAAAUCAGUACAGACUUCACCAACAGAAGAUUGUUUAACACACACAAUGCCUUCAGCCAACACACUGCCACAAGUAUCUCCCCACCUCAAAGGGGAUCCAAGUCAAGGGCCAACUCAGCCAUUGCCAAUACUUGAGCCACAAGCCACCUUUUGCUCUGAAAUAUCUUUAGUUCUGUCACCAAAACGGAUUUCAGUACAGCUGGAUGCUGCUGAAGAAAAACUAACUAUGUUGCAGCCUUCAGGACCUGAUACUAAUUCAUCAUCGUCUUUAUUUCAAGAGGAAUCUGUAUCAACAGCUCCCUACCCACCUCUAAGUACUCAGAAUAUUACUAGCAAUGAAUAUUCCCCUUCUGUGUCCUCUCACCCCAAUUCUGUCUUUCUCCCUGGACUGUCUGGCACAGGAAUGUCUACUUCCCUGCCUGGAGCAGGUGACACAUUUUUAACCUCAUCCUCCUAUAAUUCAGGUGUACUGUCUCCAUCAUCCCUACCUGCCUCAGGAUAUCCCCAGACUUCACCUGGCACAAUGCUGCCUCCUGCCCCACCAUUGCCUGCUGAAGGUAUUCCACCACCACCUCCUCUGCCUGGAAUGGACAUGCCACCUCCUGCCCCUCCUUCGUCUUUUGAAAGCAUCCCUCCUCCACCUCCUUUGCCCAGAGCUGAAAUGCCCACAGGUAUUCCACCUGCACCACCUCUUUCUGGAAUGGCAGUGCCACCCCCUCCACCUUUGCCAGGGGCAGUGAUUCCUCCUGCACCACCCCUGCCUGGCGUGGGUAUUGUGCCAUCUCCCCAGGCUCUUUCUUCAGUGGGAAUGCCACCUGCUCCCCCUCCUUUGCCAGACAUGGGAGUUCCACCACCUUUGCCAGAAGCAACUAUUUCCACACUGCAUCCUUUGCCAGGCAUGGGAGUACCACCCCCUCCUCCGCCUCUUCCAGGAAUGGGAGUUCCACCUCCCCCACCUUUGCCAAGCAUGGGAGUGCCACCCCCUCCGCCACCUCUUCCAGGAAUGGGCGUGCCACCUCCCCCACCUUUGCCAAGCAUGGGGGCACCUCCCCUUCCACCUCCUUUACCAGGAAUGGGAGUUCCACCUCCCCCACCUUUGCCUGGCAUGGGAGUGCCACCCCCUCCACCACCUCUACCAGGAAUGGGAGUGCCACCUCCCCCACCUUUGCCAGGUGCAGGAGCUCCUCCUCCUCCUCCCCCACCUUUGCCUGGUAUGGCUGUGCCACCUCCCCCACCUGUUAGCCUUCCACAUGUUUCUGGGUUUCUUCCCCCUCCCUUGCCAACUGGUUUGUUUGUAAUGGGAAUGAACCAGGAGAAAGGGAGCAGGAAACAUGCAAUAGAACCUUCUCGACCAAUGAAGCCUCUUUACUGGACAAGAAUUCAACUUCAUAAUAAAAGAGAUUCUAAUGCUUCACUUGUGUGGGAAAAAAUUGAAGAGCCUUCCAUAGAUUAUCAUGAAUUCGAAGAACUGUUUUCUAAAACAGCUGUUAAAGAGAGGAAGAAACCCAUUUCAGACACCAUCACAAAGACAAAGAAUAAACAAGUUGUCAAGUUAUUAAGCAACAAAAGAUCGCAAGCAGUUGGGAUAUUAAUGUCCAGUCUUCAUUUAGAUAUGAAAGAUAUACAGCAUGCUGUAGUGAACUUGGACAACUCUGUGGUUGACUUGGAGACCCUUCAAGCCCUUUAUGAGAAUAGAGCACAAUCGGAUGAACUGGAAAAAAUAGAAAAACAUGGCAAGUCGAGUAAAGAAAAGGAGAAUGCCAAGUCUUUGGACAAACCUGAACAGUUUCUUUAUGAGCUGUCCCUAAUUCCCAACUUCUCGGAACGAGUCUUUUGUAUCCUGUUCCAGUCAUCAUUUUCAGAAAGCAUUUCCUCUAUCCACAGCAAACUUGAAUUGUUGCAGAAACUGUGUGAGACAUUGAAAAGCGGUUCAGGAGUUAUGCGGGUUUUAGGUUUGGUCCUUGCCUUUGGAAAUUACAUGAAUGGUGGAAACAGGACACGAGGACAGGCGGAUGGCUUUGGCUUAGACAUACUGCCCAAACUAAAAGAUGUCAAGAGUAGUGACAACAGCAGAAGUCUUCUGUCAUAUAUUGUCUCAUAUUAUUUGCGCAAUUUUGAUGAGGAUGCUGGAAAAGAGCAAUGCAUCUUCCCUCUUCCAGAACCACAAGACCUUUUUCAGGCUUCUCAAUUAAAAUUUGAAGAGUUUCAAAAAGAUCUCCGCAAACUUAAAAAGGACUUGCGAGCAUGUGAGACAGAAGCAGGCAAGGUUUGCCAGUUAUCAUUAGAAGAGCACAUCCAGCCUUUUAAAGACAGCAUGGAGAAAUUCAUUAGUCAAGCUAAGAUUGACCAUGAAAUGGAAGAGAAAUCCUUGACAGAGACACAUAAAAGCUUUUUGGAGACUACAACAUAUUUCUGUAUGAAACCAAAAAUGGGUGAGAAGGAGGUGUCCCUAAAUGCUUUCUUCAGUAUUUGGCAUGAAUUCAGUUCUGAUUUUAAAGAAUUUUGGAAGAAGGAAAAUAAGCUUAUUUUGCAAGAAAGGCUUAAAGAGGCUGAAGAAGUAUGUAGACAGAAAAAGGGAAAAUCAAUUUACAAUAUAAAACAAAAGCACGAUUCUGGAAUUAAAGCAAAGAUAAGUAUGAAAAUAUGAGAGAAGAAAGGCACAAGUCAUUGUCCAGCUACUCGAUGAACACAAUAUGUUUGGGGGUGGGAGGAAACUACAUCACUCAGUCUUUCUUUUCUUGACUUUUUUGCAUUUGUUUUCUGUUCUGAUGACUAGUAUGUACUGAGCAUUCGGUGAUAAACAGAUUUACUGUAUGGAGUGCCCCAAACCAGAAGCGAUGGAGUUGAGAGAUGCCUCCUCUAGGCACCCCUUGCUGUCUUUCCCAUUCAAACAAAACUUUGUCAUGUGUAUGGAAGAAUACUAAUGAUAACUGAAACCCACCUGUGUAAAGGCAGUGUCUCUGUCAGUUCUGAAUAUGCUGAAAACCAUAUAACCUUUCCCCUUCAUUACAAAGGCUACACUUCUAUUCCUACUGGCAACAUUUUCCCAAAGGAAAUAUACUACAGCACACCACUGCAUUUAGAUUAGGGGAAAUAAUGUUACUUCUUGAGAAGUGUUUGUGUCUGUUUCCCGUCAACAUUUGUAGUUUGUAUUUUGAAUUAGUAAAGUGUUCCUUUUACACCAUAACCCAUGUUUUCCAAACUAACUUUGUUCCCCAUAUUUCUGAAACAAGUUUUUCAGCCCAGCUGUCUUUAUCAUUAAUAAGGUGGAGCAUUUUCUCGUCUUCUUCUGCCAGAUAUUUAAGGAUGGAAGCAAAACAAAGAAAAAAUACCUAAGUGCAGCAAAGCAUAAGUCUCCUUGGGAGGAUCCACAGUAUGCUAUAUGUUACAUACUUGAAAGAAGAAGAAGCAUUUUAUCUGUUUACAGAGUAAUAAGAUGAUGCUUUAAGGAGAGUUUUUUCCAAACCAUACAAUUUGAAUGAGUAAAGGCUUCCCUUUUAUUAAUAUUCUAGAUAAUCACGGAUGAGAUAAUGAACCACAGUUCUCUAAUCACAAAGCAAAGGCUACUGAUUAAUUCAGGUCAAUGUUGCAUUUUAUUUAAUACACAUAAUGUACAUUGCAUAACAGUUGGUAUUGUUUUGUGCCUUGCCUCCACGGUCUCGGUCACCAAAACACACAACUAAUAAUUGGUUUGUUCUAGUUUAGAACAUCUCCUCCAUGCAUUGUAACAUCAGCUUUUAAGAAUCUGUUGCAAACAGCCAAAUUGGGGGUGGGGGUGGAUUAAGGUGCAUAUAUCCCAAAGCCCUUUAGCAUGGAAGGUGCUGGAGUGGUUUUUUCACUUCGAGCCUGCUGAACCUUCUCCUUCCUUAUAGCCCAGUACAUGAUACCUGGUUGUCCAGAAAUUAAUAUAUGGUUCCAGGAAUCAUAAGGGCUGCAUAAUUUAUGACCUCAGGAAUUGACUUUUUAGAAUGCCAAGCACUAAAAACAUUUUUUUUCAUUCAUUAGGAAAAUGGUUUCCUGUUAUAUGAUCAACCUGAAAUUCUUGAUUAUUUCAGGAUUGUUCCUGAUAGUUCCUGAUAUGUUUUCCCAGAAUUCAAAUCAUAAAAUCCUGUAGUGUCAGGAAUAAAGUUAUUUCUUGGGAAAGGGAAAAAAGAAGAUUGCUUAAUGUGACAAGAGAUCUAUCAAAAGCAAAUAAAGAAUAUUUUAAUAGCACUGAUUAAAAUCCAUAUUUGUAUUUAUGUAAGCUAUAGUCUUUUGCUGUUUAACUUCUGUGUUUUCUUUAAGUGCAUUUAAAGACAUGGUAGCAUGUUUCUGUUUUGUAGCCUUCCUGUUCUCUUCAUUAUCUACAGUAUGUCUGUUGCCAUACUAAAUUAAAUAAUACCACACUUAACAAAGAUCGCUAUGUGCAAUACUGUAUUUAGUGUUUCUAUUCCAAUUUUUUUAGAAUGUUAAUUUAUAUGAAAAAUAAAACAAAUAAUGAGAUCAAA
This is a messenger RNA of Hemicordylus capensis (graceful crag lizard), 7294 nucleotides long. It is a transcript of the gene FMN2, whose product is annotated as formin 2. The transcript has 20 exons. The record is from RefSeq and is a predicted model, not a curated record. Gene Ontology annotation, cellular component: endoplasmic reticulum membrane; nucleus; cytoplasm. Gene Ontology annotation, biological process: intracellular transport. NCBI's taxonomy places the organism in Eukaryota, Metazoa, Chordata, Lepidosauria, Squamata, Cordylidae. The coding region runs from base 283 to 5454 and encodes 1723 amino acids.